AUGGAUACAUACCAUCAAAAUGAUGUUCUAUUGUUCUACUCUGGUAAUGAAGGUCCUAUUGAGAGUUUCUAUGAAAAUACUGGAUUUAUUUUUGAAUUAGCUAAGGAGUUACAAGCAUUAGUGGUCUUUGGUGAACAUCGUUAUUAUGGAGAUUCUUUACCAUAUGGUCCUAAUAAAACAUUUGAACCAACAGUCAAUAUGAGGUAUCUCAAUGUAGAGCAAGCACUAGCAGAUUAUGCUGUGUUAGUACAAGAAAUAAAAACUAUGUUUCACAUAAAGAAAGCCAUUGUAAUUGGAGGAAGUUAUGGUGGUUUAUUAGCAGCAUGGUCAAGGUUUAAAUAUCCUAAUAUCUUUGAUGGAGCUUUAGCAGCCAGUGCUCCAUUUUAUGUUACAGCUAAAAUGAUAUUACCGACUGCUUUCUUUGGUAAAGUGACUAAGGUGGAUCAUUUAAAAGGUUGGGUACGUAAUUCUUUCACUUCACUAGCCAUGGUGGACUAUCCUUAUCCUGCAUCAUUCCUGGCUCCAUUACCAGCUUAUCCUGUAAAAUUAGCUUGUGGUAUUUUGUUUAUUGAUUGUGCUGAUCCUACAGGUUGUGGUACUGGUCUUGCAUCAUUAUCCUGGGACUAUCAGGCAUGUACUGAAAUGAACCUAGUCUGUACUACUAAUAAUGUUACUGAUAUGUUUCCACCAAGUACAUAUGAUGUCACAGAUUAUUGUUACUCACGUUGGGGGAUUCCCAAAGACAGAAGAAAUGAAGACUGGAUAGCACUAAACUAUUGGGCUCAAGAUAUGUCUGCUGGUUCUAAUAUUAUAUUCUCUAAUGGCGAUCUCGAUCCUUGGAGUGUAGGAGGAAUAUUACGUGAUUUGAGUGAGACUCUAACUGCUAUAGUAAUUUCAGGUGGAGCCCAUCAUUUGGACUUAAGGGCCAGUGAUCCUCGUGACCCUCCCUCAGUCACUGAAGCUAGAAGAGAAGAGACAGCUAUUAUCAAGAAAUGGAUUUCUGAACAGUGA
Messenger RNA from Gigantopelta aegis, 1011 nucleotides. RefSeq names its product dipeptidyl peptidase 2-like. Lineage: Eukaryota; Metazoa; Mollusca; Gastropoda; Neomphalida; Peltospiridae. The record is from RefSeq and is a predicted model, not a curated record. The transcript is spliced from 10 exons. Gene Ontology annotation, molecular function: dipeptidyl-peptidase activity; serine-type exopeptidase activity. The coding region runs from base 1 to 1011 and encodes 336 amino acids. Gene Ontology annotation, biological process: proteolysis.